GAGUCAUGGCCACACUGGCCAGCCACAAUCAAUCAGCUUUUAACAUACCAUCCAAAUUUCUACUAGAGUGAAGGUUCGCACAGACCUACGACCUGUUUGGUGGGUGCCACCAAUAAAGAGAGCAGCGAGCGGUGGCUGCGAUGCAAGUAGAUCUGAUUCCGUUGUAGCCUUCUUGUAGUGGCGGAAAUGGUGAACAGAGGGUCUUCCCAAAACAGGACUUUAGCUACCAGAUUUCUCCCACGAAAACCAUCGCCUUAUGUUCUCACACUUUACAUUAUUUCUCUUUUUGCUUUCUCCAUCUUCGUCUUUCUGUUCUAUACGAGGAGUAUCUUGGAGGAAGAUGAGCGAAAACCGCUUUUAUUUGGAGAAUUGCAAUCAGAGCAGAUUCUCGACGAAACACUUUGGGAUUCUCCUUUCGGCUAUGGAUUAGACCCAUGUGUCAAGCCUACUUCUAAAUAUAAAGCUGCCCAAAGAUCAGAGCACUAUAUAACUGUUCGAAGUAAUGGAGGACUAAAUCAAAUGCGCACUGGUAUAUCUGACAUGGUUGCUGUUGCCCGCAUCAUGAAUGCUACCCUAGUCAUUCCUCAACUAGAUAAGCGUUCAUUCUGGCAAGACUCUAGCACUUUUUCAGAUAUAUUUGAUGAGCUUCAUUUCAUUGAAGCCUUAAAAGGAGACAUCAGGGUUGUGAAGGAGCUCCCAAAGAAUUUGGAAACCAUUCCUCGGGCUCGGAAGCAUUUCACUUCCUGGUCUGGCAUGGGUUACUAUGAAGAGCGGACACAGUUAUGGAAGGAAUAUCAGGUAGUUCAUGUUGCAAAAUCAGAUUCUCGACUCGCAAACAAUGAUUUGCCUCUUGAUAUGCAGAGGUUGAGAUGCCGUGCUCUAUAUCAUGCACUCCGGUUCUCUCCCCCAAUUGAGAGCCUAGGAAAGAAGCUGGUGGAGCGGCUGAGAACACGAGGGGAAAGAUACAUAGCUCUUCAUCUGAGAUAUGAGAAAGACAUGCUGUCUUUUACUGGUUGUACUUAUGGUUUGACUGAUGCAGAAUCUAAAGAGCUGAGAAUUAUGAGGGAGACUACAAACCAUUGGAAGGUCAAAGCGAUAAACUCUACAGAACAGAGAAUUGGAGGCUUUUGUCCACUAACACCCAAGGAGGUUGGGAUAUUUCUUCGAGCUCUUGGUUAUCCUCAAUCAACAUUAAUUUAUAUUGCGGCUGGAGAAAUUUAUGGUGGUAAUACUCGCCUUUUGGAGCUAACGUCCAGCUUGCCAAACAUAGCUUUCAAGGAAACACUUGCAACCCAGGAAGAAUUGGAAGCAUUCACUAAUCAUGCAUCUCAAAAUGCAGCUCUUGAUUACAUUAUCUCUGUAGAGAGUGAUGUGUUUGUCCCAUCAUAUUCUGGUAAUAUGGCACGAGCUGUCGAGGGGCACCGUAGAUAUCUAGGCCACCGCAAGACAAUCACACCUGACAGGAAAGGACUUGUCGAAGUUUUCGAUAAGCUGGAAACUGGGGAGCUUAAAGAGGGAUCCGCAUUGUCUUUUCUUGUUCGCCAGAUGCAUGAGAACAGGCAAGGAGCUCCAAGGAAGAGAAGAGGUUCACUGCCAGGAAUUAAAGGCCGAGCACGUUUCAGGACUGAAGAAUCCUUUUAUGAAAAUCCAUACCCUGAAUGUAUAUGUAGUUCAAAAAGGCAGCAGCUUCAAAUGACAUGAUGCCCUGACUGUGCUAUUUUGAGUUCACGUAGCCUUUAAUUUAGGGAAUGUUUGGAAG
This is a messenger RNA of Juglans microcarpa x Juglans regia, 1759 nucleotides long. RefSeq names its product O-fucosyltransferase 38. Bases 187 to 1701 code for a protein of 504 amino acids. The record is from RefSeq and is a predicted model, not a curated record. Gene Ontology annotation, cellular component: cytoplasm; nucleus. NCBI's taxonomy places the organism in Eukaryota, Viridiplantae, Streptophyta, Magnoliopsida, Fagales, Juglandaceae. The transcript has 11 exons.